UCCAUAGUUGACACUAGAAGGCAAAUUUGUUGCGUUAGAUCUUUUCUCAUGUGUUGUUAGAUAUUCAAAUCUAAAGGAGAUUCGAUUUUUCAGAAAAAAAAUAUAUUGUAACUCAAAACGAUUCUUGAAAAGUUUCGUUGUGUCAGUUCAUGUGGAAUUUUAUUAUUUCUCUGGUUUAUUCUAAAAAUAAUUUCAUUUCACAGUUCCCAAAACGUUGUGAAUGGUAGAAAGCAUUCUGUAUGAGUGGCAUCACCUAACAUAAGUAGAAGCUUGUGGUGUUUAUCACAAGUCUGGCAACUCUGGUGACAUUCGCGGCAUUUUAUUUUGUGAAAUUGACUGAAGCCAUCAUGGAGGAUUUCGAGAAAAUUGAAAAAAUCGGUGAAGGCACCUAUGGUGUAGUUUAUAAAGGCCGUAACCGUUUAACGGGCCAAAUUGUUGCUAUGAAAAAAAUAAGAUUGGAGGCAGAUGACGAAGGUGUUCCAUCCACAGCCAUAAGAGAAAUAUCGCUAUUGAAAGAAUUGAAGCAUCCCAAUAUAGUAUGUUUGGAAGAUGUUUUAAUGGAGGAAAACCGCAUAUACUUGAUAUUUGAAUUUCUGUCAAUGGAUCUGAAAAAAUACAUGGAUUCCUUGCCGCCCGAGAAGCAUCUCGAUAGUCAAUUAGUUCGAAGCUAUUUGUAUCAGAUAACAAAUGCCAUUUUAUUUUGCCAUCGUCGUCGAGUACUGCAUCGUGACUUGAAACCCCAAAAUCUCCUGAUUGACAAAAAUGGCAUUAUUAAAGUAGCUGACUUUGGCCUCGGAAGAUCCUUUGGAAUUCCAGUACGAAUUUAUACACAUGAAAUUGUGACUUUGUGGUACAGAGCCCCAGAAGUAUUGUUGGGCUCUCCCAGAUAUUCGUGUCCUGUUGACAUUUGGUCAAUAGGAUGUAUUUUUGCUGAGAUGGCUACUCGGAAGCCGCUGUUUCAAGGCGAUUCUGAGAUAGAUCAACUAUUUCGAAUGUUCAGAAUUCUAAAAACUCCUACUGAAGAUAUUUGGCCAGGCGUAACUUCGCUUCCGGACUAUAAAAAUACGUUCCCAUGUUGGUCAACAAAUCAAUUAACCAACCAGCUGAAAAAUCUUGAUGGUUAUGGUGUGGAUCUUAUUCAAAAGAUGCUGAUUUAUGAUCCAGUGCAUAGAAUUUCUGCUAAAGACAUAUUGGAACAUGAAUAUUUUAAUGGCUUUACAUUUGAUGGAUAAUGGUUACUGCAAAUUGAUUUAAGAUUCUUAGCAUUAAUACAGAUUUAAUAUUCUGAAUAAGUAAUUUCUUGAUUUUCAUAUCAAUAAUUCAGAGUG
Messenger RNA from Drosophila albomicans, 1328 nucleotides. RefSeq names its product cyclin-dependent kinase 1 (gene Cdk1). Gene Ontology annotation, biological process: protein phosphorylation; G2/M transition of mitotic cell cycle; mitotic G2 DNA damage checkpoint signaling. Lineage: Eukaryota; Metazoa; Arthropoda; Insecta; Diptera; Drosophilidae. Gene Ontology annotation, cellular component: nucleus. The transcript has 3 exons. The record is from RefSeq and is a predicted model, not a curated record. Gene Ontology annotation, molecular function: cyclin-dependent protein serine/threonine kinase activity; RNA polymerase II CTD heptapeptide repeat kinase activity; ATP binding. Bases 348 to 1232 code for a protein of 294 amino acids.